This is a messenger RNA of Pristis pectinata (smalltooth sawfish), 6035 nucleotides long. It is a transcript of the gene cfap57, whose product is annotated as cilia and flagella associated protein 57. Lineage: Eukaryota; Metazoa; Chordata; Chondrichthyes; Rhinopristiformes; Pristidae. Gene Ontology annotation, molecular function: protein binding. The coding region runs from base 562 to 4182 and encodes 1206 amino acids. The record is from RefSeq and is a predicted model, not a curated record. The transcript has 22 exons.
UAACAGAUUGGGAUACAGGCAGGGGGUGUGAUUGAAUACAACAGGCAAGAAAGUAGCAAAGAAACAAGGAGAGUGUAAAAAAAACGACUGCUGGAGACGGGCAGAGGGAGUGUGAUAGAAUGCACUGAAGUUGCUGAGCACUAGAGAUAAAGAGAGAGCGAGUUAGAGGGCAUUGAGGGUGCACUCUUGUGGGCAAGGGUAUUUGUGAGAGCACACUAAAUUUUAGACAUAGAGGUCAUUAAAAUGAGACAGAUUUGCUAGAAAGAAGUGGAGAUAAUGUAGAGAGUUUAUGACAGGUAGGAAAUAUAUGAGAGGUUAUGUGAAAAAGGAGUACAGCACAAGAGUGAAUGAUAUUUGGUGAGGUAAAGAGUAUGUAACUAAAAGUGACAGUUUAUUGAGAAAGUUUGUGUAAAGAAUGGAGGAAGCAAGAGUGUAUGGCAGAGAGAAGAAGGACAAAGUGUGUUAGGGAUGUGAAUAUGUAGUUUACUUGAAUGAUCAAUGCCAAAAAGUAUAACUAAAGAAAACAAUAUUUAAAGAGAAAGAUCCAUUUGACAGUCCACUAUGACAACUCCACUGCUCCAGGCCCAUCAUAUUUUUGGGUUUCAAGGCUCUGUUGUCAAUAAUGUUUUAUAUUUUGAUGAUCAAAGUAUAAUAUUCCCUUCUGGGAGUGGCUGUGUGCGUUACAACAUUGACCAAAAAUGGCAGAAAUUCAUUACAGGUUCUGAGAAAAGCCGAGGGAUGUUGGCUCUUGCCUUAAGUCCCAAUCGGCGAUAUCUGGCCAUUUCUGAAAAAGGUGAAAAGGCCACUGUGAGCAUUUAUGAUGUACAGCAUGAUCAAAGUAGAAAGAGAAAGUCACUAAGUGUGAAUGAUCUUCAAGCCCAAGAGUUCAUCAGUAUUGCCUUCUCACCAGACUCCAAAUACUUGAUUGCACAUUCUGGACAACCAGAUUGGACACUGAUCUACUGGUUAUGGAAGAAGCAGAAAAUCGUAGGUGUCAUGAAAACUACUACCAAUACAAACCCAAUUUACCAGGUCAGUUUUAACCCUCAAGAUAAUGCACAGAUCUGUGUGGUUGGGGAUGGUGUUUUAAAACUGUUGCGAUUUGCUGAUGGAAACCUCAAACAAACAAAUUUCCAAAAGUUAGAGUUACAAAACUUUCUCACACAUGCCUGGAUGUCUGAAGACCGCAUCAUUGUUGGCACUGACAAGGGAAAACUUUAUCUUUUUGAGUUGGCAGAACUGCGCUGGGAGUACAAAAUCGUGCUAGAGCACAGACCAUCUACCUCCAUAAGCCAGAUGCCUCUGCCUCCACCCGCUCUACCCAAGAUUACAGCAAUGACAAUAUAUUCCAAAGGAUUCAUAUGCUCUCCUGGACCUUCUGUAGUGUAUAUAUUUGAAAAAGGAGAGGAGAAGGAUACCUUCAAAAAAACUAGAGUGAUUAGGAUUCCACAGGAUCCAUUCAGCACAGAUCCAACCCAGGCAGAACAACAGGAAAUUUUAACUCUGUGUCUUAGCCCUUCAGAAGAGACUCUAAUUGCCAGCACCAAUAAGAAUCAACUGUAUAGUAUCACAUUAUCUUCUGCAGAAAUGAGUAAGGGAGAAGUGGCACAGUUUGAAAUUCUCUCACAAUCCUUCCACUCCAACAUAAUCACAGGUCUGGAUAUCUGCGUUCGAAAACCUUUCGUUGUCACCAGUUCUACAGAUCGAUCUAUUCGCUUGUGGAACUAUGAAACUAAUGUUUUGGAACUUUAUAAGGAGUUCCAGGAAGAGGCAUACAGUGUUGCUUUGCACCCAUCUGGCCUAUAUAUUCUUGUUGGAUUCUUUGACAAACUACGGCUUAUGAACCUUCUAAUCGAUGAUAUCCGAUCUUUCAAAGAAUUCACAAUUCGAAGCUGUCGAGAGUGUUCCUUCAGCCAUGGUGGACAUCUAUUUGCUGUUGUGAAUGGAAAUGUUAUUCAUAUUCACUCCACAAUCACAUUUGAAAACCAGAUUAAUCUUAAAGGCCACAAUGGGAAGGUUCGUGCUAUUGCCUGGAAUAUGGACGAUAGUAAAUUGGUUUCCUGUGGUAUGGAUGGCGCAGUGUAUGAAUGGAAUACACUGACUGGAAAGCGAGAAUCUGAGUGUGUACUGAAGACCUGCAGUUACACUGGCAUUAGUAUCUCGCCAGAUGGGAAAUGCAUAUUUGCAGUAGGAUCUGAUCGAACUUUGAAAGAAAUUACUGACUCCCAGAUUAUUCGUGAAGUUCCGUCAAAUGAUGUUGCAUAUACCUCCAUUGUUUUAUCACGUUCUGGGCGAAUGCUGUUUGUUGGCACUGCGAAUGGAACAGUACGAAGUAUGAAAGUCCCACUGCCUGUAAAGCAGGAAUGGAACGAAUAUGAGGCACACAAUGGACCAAUCACUAAGAUGGCCAUUACGAAUGAUGACCAAUACUUGCUGACGGUUUCAGAAGAUUCAUGUCUUGUGAUCUGGAAGAUUAUUGAUAAAGAGGGAAGGGUACUGAAACAAGACAAAGAACUUGGUCAUGCAGAAGAAAUCCUGAUCACAAAGUCGGAUUUGCAAGAAAAGAAUCAAUUAACAUUGGAGUUAAAAACCCGUGUUGAGGAACUGAAGAUGGAGAAUGAAUACCAGCUCAGACUGAAAGACAUGAAUUACAAUGAUAAAAUCAAAGAAUUAACUGAGAAAUUUAUUCAGGAAAUGGAAGCUCUGAAAACAAAAAACCAGGUUUUGAAGACUGACAAAGAAAAAGUUGAGAUAAAACAUAAGGAGGAUACAGUAAUGAUCCUGGAUAAACAUUCCAAAGAAAUUGAGGAUUUAGAAACAAUGAACAAUCAGAAAUUAAUGUUGGAAUAUGAAAAAUACCAAGAGCUGCAAAUCAAAUCGCAGCGGAUGCAGGAAGAUUAUGAAAGACAGUUGAUUGAAAUGGAUGAGAGUAAGACCCAAGCAUUAGAGGAGCUGACCGAGUACUAUGAAACCAAACUACAGGAAAAGGCUACACUUAUUACACAGUUGCAGGAAGAUUCCAGGCAGCAGAUUAAAGAGUCUGAUGAAACAAAGAAACAAAUAGAGGAGGACUGUGAUCGUGAAAUUCAGGACAUUAAAAUUAAAUAUGAACGGAAUCUGAGAGAUGAGAAGGAGGCAAAUCUCCGUCUGAAAGGAGAAACGGGAAUCAUGAGAAAAAAGUUUACCAGUUUGCAGAAAGAAAUUGAAGACAGACAGGGAGAGAUUGAGAAACUGAAGACAGAACAUCAGAAGUUACAUGGAGUCAUCAGAUCUCUAGAGAAAGACAUCCAAGGAUUGAAGAAGGAAAUCUUAGAAAGGGAUGAGACUAUACAGGACAAGGAAAAGCGCAUCUAUGAUCUCAAGAAGAAGAAUCAAGAACUGGAGAAAUUUAAAUUUGUUCUGGAUUACAAAAUUAAGGAGCUGAAACAGCAGAUUGAGCCACGAGAAAAUGACAUAAAAGAAAUGAAAGAGCAGAUUCAGCAAAUGGAAAAUGAGUUAGAAUUAUUCCACAAGCAUAAUGCACAGCUGGAACUUAAUAUUGGAGAGCUCAAACAGAAACUGAAAGCAACAGAAGCAGAGAUGCGUAAAGAAAUGGAGAAGGUGCAUAGAGUAGAAUCUGUUGUUAAACGUUUUAAGACUGAUGUAUACAACUGUGUGGGGUUUAUUCAAGAUCCAAAAAAACUUAAAGAAAGUGUGCAGCAACUGUAUGAGAAAUAUGUACCCCAGACAGAUGUGUUUGAUAUUGCAGCUAUUGAUUCAGAUAUUCAGCGAGAGUUUGGACGACAAAGAAACCACCUGGAAAAAAGCAUUGCAACACUUCAGAAAAAACUACUGAAAGAUGCGGAAAUUCAUCGCGCUGACAAUGUCCGUAUCAUGCAGGAAAAUGUUGCUUUAAUUAAGGAAAUAAAUGAUUUGCGGCAGGAGUUGAAGAUUGCUCGAAUCAAGGUACAUGAUUUGGAAGUAACUCUUGGAACCCUGAAGAAGACCAAGAAACCAUGUGCCCAUGACUUUAAAGACAAUUGUUCACGAAGUGGUACAGUUGCACGUCUUAAUUUCGACCAGGAAUCAGAACGGAUCAUUGAAAUGCAGCGACUGGAAAUUAAACAACUUCGGGAAAAAAUUCAGACAUUAGAGGAACGUCAACAGACUGUAUCAGUGUUACCUGCACUCACUGUCUUAUGAAUGUUUGAGACACUGUUGCGGCAUUUUCUUUUGUGGGUAAACUGGCCAUACAACUUCCAAUGCACAAUGCUUAAUAUUAAACCUGACAAUUUAUCUCCCCUUUUGAAAGCUGUUUAAAUCCCAUCUGUUUUAGAGCAAUGAAGUAAUCUGUGCUUUAAGGGUGCACUAUUAACUUUUUCAUUAUAUGUGGUUCAUUAAGCAGAAUUGUUUCCUGAACAGUGAGAUGCUUCACAUUUAUUCAACUUGUCUUUUAACCAAAUCAGUUUUGCCUUUUUAACGUACAGUCAAAGAGUUUCAGUGUUUGUGAUGAGAAGAUAGAAAAAUUUGAUUAUUACUUGGAGCAAUCACAACAACAGCUGGGUAUAGCACAAAUUAUAACUCGAAAAGUUAAAGGUCAUUUGAUGUCAAUAAAUUAAAGGAACCAUUAGCUUCAUGUUUUCAUGCUUUUGUCUAUUCAUGCUGACCCCUGUUCAUUGGAACCACCAACGGAACUGUACACUUAGCUCCUCCUAAUUUUUAUAUACUAAUUUCAUUGGGAGAAAACUUCCUCUUCGAUUGCUGGCACUGAAUGCAUAGGAAAAAAAUUCAAACACAGGCUGUACUUUCCUCCUCAGCUGAUGAAACCAAACACAGGUAAAUUUAACUGGUAGCUGAUACUCACACUUUUAAGUGCUAGUGACCAAAGUUAAGUUUCUCCCUGAUGAUCUUUCAGCUGAAACUCUAAACAUUUGCUGGUUUAGUCCAUUGACACUAAGGUGUAGGAGGUGUCACCUUUUAAAUAAGAUAUUAAACCAAGACCUUGUCUACUUCUUGGCACUUGCUGGAAAUUCUCUCAAUAUGCUGCCUGACGUUUAUGCCUCAACCAAUAUCACUAAAAUAGAUUUAUAACAGUAACAUUUAUAUAACAACACUAACAUAGAACAGUGGAGCUGUGGGUGCAUAGUGGACCUGUGAUGGUUCUCCUAGGGCCCAGGAAGUGUUUUCAUAUGUGCACAUCUUACAAGAUGUUUGUAAUAUACGUGAAUGUCUUGGAUGUGGAUGUAGGAGGCAUGAUCAGUAAGUCAGCACACGACACCAAGAGUGAUGGAGUUGUUGACAGUGUGGAUGGUAGUUUAGGCUGCAGAUGGAUAUCAAUGUGUUGGUGAAAUGGGCUGAAAAAUGGCGGGUGGAGUUUAAUCCAGACAAAUGAGAGAAUUAUGAGGCUAGGACAUACAUCAUGAAUGGUAGGAUUGUAGGGAGUAUCAAGGAACAGAGGGAGCUUGGAGUACAAGUCAAUUGAUCCUUGAAGGUGGCAACAGGUAGAUAUUGUGGUUUGGAAGUCAUAUGGGAUACAGGCUUUCAUUAGUUGGGGAACUGAAUACAGAAGUAGGGAGGUUAUGCCCCAACUUUAUAAAACAUUAGUCAGACUUCAGCUACAGGAAUUAAACAAAUACUUUUUGUCUGUCUUCACAGGAGACUAAAAACAUCUGAGUGCAAAUGAGGAAGUAAAUUAGAAUUAGUGAAAAACCCCAGAGAAGCUAAUGAGCCAGAAAAUUAAUGAAUCAGUAAAGUUUUGCCUGAGUGAUACUGGAAUUCCAAACGCUAAAUUACAAGGAGCGCUCAUAUAAAUUGACUUCCCUGAAAUGUAUUAACUGGUGAUUUGUUUUCAGACGUUGAGAUGAACUGACAGGAUAGAUGGAACAAGGCUCUUUCUACUGGUCGAAGAGCCUCAGACCGUGGCCUUCAUUUAAAAUUCAGCACUGUUUUUCAGGAAUGAAGUUUGGAUACAGAGGUGAUAAAAAUUUGGAAUUCUGGAAAUGACAAUUGAUUCUAGAUUACUUGUUAAUUUUAAGUCUGUGAUUGAUACAUGUUUG